GCCUUAUUCAUCUUGAGCAGUGCCUUCCCACCGGCUACACUUUCCUCCACGGCAAAAGAGAAGACUGGGGUCGACAUCAGCACAGCAUUAGCCAAAUUUGCCAUGAACAUCCCAGCCCAUUGGCUUCCUCGAACAAAUUCUGCAGGCUGAAUCGCUCAUUGGCCAACUCUAUAAACAGCCGCACACUAGCCAGUGCAGCAGCAUCUCCCAAGUGCGAGUCCGAGACCGGAUAAGAAAUUCCCCUCGCUCUUCGCUGUGCCUCUCUCUCUACACCUGCCACAUGCACCUCUCGCGCAUACAAAGCUGCUAUACCAGAAACCCUCGGACUCCCCAGCUCCGCGCCCAAUCCGACCUAAAAGGCCAGCGUGCGUCGCAUCAGCCACACUGCCCACGAAAUGCCACGCAACCAUCUGCGAGCCCACUGCCCAGACGUCACACCGAUGGGGCUAGGUCCAGAAGAUGCUACACAUACAACUAUACAGCACAGCCAUAUAGAACUUACGCACGUACAAGGACCUCGGCAUCGUACUGUACGCCAAGCGCUCAGUUGGGGCCUCAGGCGCUGAAUUGGGGCUUCUCCACAAUUUUCCGCUUCGAGAUUUUGAGUUUCGGUCGUGUUCCGUUUCGAGGGGAAAGUGCAGAAUGGCGGAGCGGAUCCGGUCGAAGUAUGCCAGGGCGGAAAAGCGUUAGAAGGAUGAGCGAAGGAAACGGCGGGUGCGGGGAUACUGACGGGUGGGUGCGGAGGAAUCUUCCACCCGUGCCACGACCCCUGCCUCAGCUCCGAAACCCAAUCUCCCACCCGCAGCAGCGGGACCCUACGCCUCUUGGCGCAGUAAACGGUGAGUAUAAAGUAGCCUUCCCCCCAACGAGUGGCCCGCAACCUCGCACCGCAGAUAAGUCAGAAACGACGCGGUCGUACGAUCCCGCGCACUUCCCUCCUCUAUCCUCAAACAAGGCUCCUCGCGGCAAACGCGCAACCCACGAAAACUUCCAAUAAUGCCGAACAUCGCACCGGCUUGCGAGACGUGUCGAGUGCGCCAGACCCGAGCGGUGGGGCUCUCUGGUCUGCAUUACUCAUCCGGCGGAUUCGGUGGUGCAGGAAAAGGGAGCUAGCCGAUACUGAUUUUCCGACUUCCGCUUCCGGACCCAACACUCAAGCUCGUAUCCAUAUGGAAUUUUUCAUACUGAUGAC
Molecule: messenger RNA, 1192 nt
Organism: Trematosphaeria pertusa
Lineage: Eukaryota; Fungi; Ascomycota; Dothideomycetes; Pleosporales; Trematosphaeriaceae
Exons: 4
Coding region: 281-997 (238 amino acids)
Source: RefSeq, a predicted model, not a curated record